AUGGGCGUAGGCUACAGACGGCUCAAUGUAGACGCAUUAACUUCACACCUAGCAACAGUGCCCUGCAGAUCCGUUGGUUCCAACCCAUGGGGUCUUCCCUACAAAGUCGUCACCAAACGCAUCGGUCGUCGACGUCCAGGAAUUGAAGUUCACGGCAUGGAGUCGGUAAUUGCCGAUCACCUCUUCCCGAACCUUCCAGUGACGGACUGGGCACUCAAGCCUCGCCCAUCAGCAACCGCAGAAAACAAAAUCGUUGUAGACUUCACCCUGGCCGAAUUGGCCCAAGCCUGCAAAAGACUUCCCCCUGGCAAGGGAAGCGGCCCUGAUGGUAAUCCGCGCCUUAUUUAUGACUUAUGUUGUUUUUAAAAUGACUGAUUCUGUUAUAAGUAAUGUUACACAACUCUAUCAAACACUGAUGUUUAUAUAUUUUCUGUAGUUCUGUAUCGCCAUUUCCUACAUUUCCAGAACCUUACUCAUCAAAAACUCAGUCGCCGCAAGUAACAAUUUGUAUGGAAGACUCUAAGCGAGAGGUAUUAAUUUUUACUACAAUUUUAAAAAAAGAUAUUAUAAAGUACACUUUGUGUUUUGAUUUAACUACAAUUAAAAUUUAUAAUUUUAUCACAAGAAAUUGUAAAUCUAAUAAAUUGUAUAAAAGAUAAAACAAAAAUGUGAAUUAUUAAGAUUUAUGUGUAGGUACGAUAGGAGAUUAUUGAAAAUAAUCUAAUUCAAAUUUACAUUCCAGUGAUCCAGUAGCCUGUUCAAGUGCAAUGGCAGAUUUUUGUCUUUGCAAAAAGUUGUCAAAGUUGGACAUAAUUUAUUCUAGUGAAUAUGAAUGAGAACAUUCUAAAACAGAAAACUUCAAUUUUUGGGCACAUCAUAAAUAUUUGGUUCAUGAACAAAAAAAAAGGACCACAUUUAUGAACGAUUAGUUGUCGUUUUACUUAUUAAAUCCAGUAUCAACCCUGGAGUCUGAUCCUCUUAAAGUAUAGGAGGAUAUAAAACACGUAUCUCCUAUUUUGUAUAAACAAGUGCGUUUACAUUUUAUCAUGGUUGCGACAUCUGUUCCUUGUGAACGACUCUUUUCAAAGGCUGGAGCAACAAAUCUAGAAAUCGUUUUAAUAGUUCACGCCUUCAAAAAAUAUUAUUGUUAGCUGAUAUCCCAGAGGAAGAUUGGUGUUACUUAUAUUUUCUUUAUGCAUGUAAAGACUGGCUAAUAAUGGCCAAUUUUAAUUACAAUAUUAUUGGUAUUUUAUAUAAAUUAAUGUAUUAAAUAAAUAAUAAAAGACAAUUUUUUCUUCUAGCAACCUAUAUACAAUUAUUUUUAACAUUCAUUAGUAUCGAUAUCAGUAGGUAUCGAAUAAUAAGAUUACAAAUUACGACAUUUCACAAUUUCAUACAGUAUUAUUUGAUACUAUGAAAUACAGGCUUAUAUAAUGAUUCGAUACUUACUGAUAUCAAUAUUUGUAUUCGAUAUUUCGUCUCAAUUUCUUAUCCCUAACCUUACAAACUAGUGGUGGGUCGUUACUGCUGUAUUCGGUACAAUGUAACGAUUACAUUGGUGAAACGAGUAGGAACGAGUAUAUUUAUCGUUCCAUAUUCGUUCCAUCGGUACAAAGUUACUAACUACAAAAUAGUCCUCAUUGAUUACUGAUUACUGAGUACUGACACCGAGUACCGUACCGAUUACCGACGGUAGUCGAAUAGUAACGAGUUAUCACGAUCAUAGGACGUAUAGAGCCGGUCCCACACGACUCGUGUACUCGGCGAAUAAUCGUCAAUCGUGAUGCUUUACGAGUCGUGUAGGAGGUAUUUCAUCGACAAGAUGGCAAUUAUUUUUACUUGCCAAGUCACUCGCGGUUUCCCGUCGUUGUCGGAUCGAACACGAGAGACUCGUGUUGCUGAAAAGAAAUUUUAUUGGGACCGGCUUAAAAUAGAUAUGCGAAUUAUGGAAUUGCUAUCAAGAAACUUCAAGCACGAUAUGACAACAGGGAUCUAGUGGUACAGUCGCACAUCCGAGAGAUCCUUAAUAGUCCAAAAAUCAUGACACCAUCGGCUCAAGGGUUAUUAGAACUUCAUUCUCAUGUAUCCUCGCAUGUUGCUGCGCUAGAAAUGCUAGGCUUACCUACAGAGCAUUGGGAUGCAUAGCUGUCUACAAUCAUAAUUGAGCGAUUGGGGUGGAUGAUGACAGCUUGCACGUAGCCCACCCUGCAUAUGACGUAGUGAUUUCUCUUUACGCCGUAUCAAUGUCAUCAACCCGGUGCUGUACAGGUCUCAGAUUAUCACAGCCUUUCCAAGAAACUAACAUGAAAAGUAACAGCACCAAUAGCAGUAUAACUAGCUUAUACAAUGAAAACAGUCCUUAUAAGGACUAUAUAACGCGAAAUGUCGGAUAUACUCUCAAAGUAUGUCAUCUAAAUAUUGAAGGCAUUUCUAGAUCUAAAUGUGAUGUUUUAUCAAAAAUAGCAGAUAAGAACAAGAUAGAAGUACUUACUCUCCAAGAAACACAUACGAUCGAUGAGGAGUAUCUUAAGAAAAGAGGAUACAUAUCGGGCUUCCAACUCGUGACAACUCUUCAUAGCAGAACUUAUGGUAUAGCCACAUACGUAAAACAAGAUAUUAAGGAUGUACAUACUUUAAACUCUAUCAUUACAAAAGAUAGCAUUCAUAUUAUUACCAUUAAAGUGGCAAACUUAAAUAUAACCAAUAUUUAUAAACCACCAGGGUCGACAUGGUUACCCUCAGGAUUACCUGUUUUAAACCACCCUUGUUUAUAUAUUGGAGAUUUCAAUAGCCACCAUCAGGACUGGGGAUAUGAACAGAAUGAUGCGAAUGGAGAGUUUCUCCAUAAUUGGAUCACGAAUAAUAACCUAUCAUAACUGUUCGAUGCAAAUGAGAGAGGUAUCUUUGUCUCAGAUAGACGGAGAAAAUAAUACUCCCCAGAAUUAAGUGUUGCCUCAGCAGACUCGGCAGAAGUUAUCUCCAGAAACGAGAAACGAUAUCGAAGAACCUCAAGAUACAACUGUAUCGCACCCUCAUGCAUGCAUGGAGAAAAGAAGGAACUCUAAUACGAUUGGUUCAAUGUGGGACUCCCCAAGGAAAGAGACCCUUAGGAAGACCCCGACUAAGAUGGGAAGACCAAGUCAGGAAGGACGUACAAAUAAUAAACCCAAGGGCCGAAUAGAAUAUCAUAGCGAUGGAUAGAGUGAAAUGGCAAGAUAUAUGUUUGAAUUUAUGAUCUUAAUGGUCGAUUGCAAAGAAGAUGAUGAUGAUUUCUGUUAUAUAUUGUGUUACUACUUGGAUAUUACCAUACGAAUAUAUAUAUUGAGCAAUUAGAUAAAUCGAGUCAAGAGUGGCAGCUGCGUCGGACAGGUACUGAAUUAACUAAGUACACAGAGCUUAUGGAGUUUGUAUCAAGACACAGCAUCGCAUUAGAAGGGGCUGAAGCACUCGCAUCUAGAGAAGAUCAAGUUAAGGAUGUCAACGCUGGAAAAGAGGCGAUUGGGAAGAAAUUCUCGCUCAGGGCUCCAUCGAAGGGUGCUCUCGUAGUAGCUUCCGAGGUGAUUGAAAAUUGUGCCUGCUGUUCGAAUAAACACAAGCUGUAUUCCUGUACUAAGUUCAAGGAUCUGUCAGUUGGAGAUCGUAUAGCUCUUGUACGAAGAGCAAGGUUAUGUUUCAACUGUCUUCAUGCGUUGCAUAGGAGUGAUCAGUGCAAAUCGAAGUUCAACUGUUACGUCUGCAAGGGCAGGCACAAUACCUUGCUUCAUUAUGAGAGACAAGAUGAAUCAUCAGUCUCUAAGGAUAAGUCCGGAGAAGAUGCUGCGGAAACAGCGAAAAAGCGUAGCUCAAGAAUAUCGUUGUUGGUUCAUCAUAGACAUGGACAUGUUUUUCUGUCGACAGCGUUGGUUUGGGUAAAGGACAAGCGAGGAGUUCCAAGAAAGUGUCACGCUAUUUUGGACAGUGGGUCAUAG
Cinara cedri is the source of this 3968-nucleotide messenger RNA. NCBI's taxonomy places the organism in Eukaryota, Metazoa, Arthropoda, Insecta, Hemiptera, Aphididae. The record is from the annotation of a GenBank genome assembly.